AUGGGAAGAAUUCCUUGCUGUGAAAAAAAUGGACUUAAGAAGGGUCCAUGGACCUCAGAAGAAGAUCAAAAGCUCAUUGAUUACAUUCAAAAGCAUGGUUGUGGAAAUUGGAGGUUACUUCCCAAAAAUGCUGGGCUUCAAAGGUGUGGAAAGAGUUGCAGGCUACGUUGGACCAACUAUCUAAGGCCAGAUAUUAAAAGGGGAAAAUUCUCUUUUGAAGAAGAGGAAACAAUCAUUCAACUUCAUAGUAUAUUAGGCAACAAGUGGUCAGCAAUUGCUGCUAGCUUGCCUGGAAGGACAGAUAAUGAAAUCAAGAAUUAUUGGAAUACUUAUAUUAGAAAAAAGCUUAUGAGAAUGGGAAUUGACCCUGUGACACACUCUCCUCGUCUUGAUCUUCUUGAUUUUUCCUCCAUCCUAAAUUCUUAUAAUUCAUCUCAAGUCAAUAUUUCAAGAUUGAUGGGAUUGCAACCUAUGGUAAAUCGAGAAGUCUUGAAAAUAUUAUCCACUUUUCUUUUAUCAUCACAAUAUACAGUGAAACCACCCGAAUCCGUAGAUCAAAAGAAUAUCCAAAAAAGUCAACGGUCAUCGUUAGUCCAACUUAGUCAAACUCAAACUGCUACUCGAGAUAUUCCAUGUAUUCCGUUUUCUAGUGAAGCUCAACCAAUGCAACAAGUCCCAGCGGCCUCAGGAGGAGUUCGGAUAGUUAACGGAUCAAGUUUGGAAGUUGAGAGAUUGCUGAAGCUCACCAGCUCUGGUGCAAUUGCCCCUGCAAAGUGGUGA
Nicotiana tabacum (common tobacco) is the source of this 780-nucleotide messenger RNA. The record is from RefSeq and is a predicted model, not a curated record. Lineage: Eukaryota; Viridiplantae; Streptophyta; Magnoliopsida; Solanales; Solanaceae.